GGGAGGACAGGCUGAGAGGACGUUGUGUGGGCUCCAGGGCUGCUCUGCUCUCCUCCCCGGAGCUGCUGGCCGCAUCUCUGCCGCUCAGAGCACCUCUCCUGGCUGCUGCCUGCCCCUUCAGCCUAGGUGGAAGCUGUGUGAUGGAAGAGGAGAAAUACCUGCCGGAGCUGAUGGCAGAGAAGGACACCCUGGACUCAUCCUUUGUGCAUGCCAUGCGCCUCCUGGCAGAAGAAAUAGAAAAGUUUCAAGAGUCUGAAGCAAAGAAAGAAGAUGAGGAAAAGAAAUAUUUAGACAUCAUUAGCAACAAAAACAUAAAACUAUCAGAAAGAGUACUGAUACCAGUUAAACAGUAUCCAAAGUUUAAUUUUGUGGGAAAGCUACUUGGACCAAGAGGAAAUUCUUUUAAAAGAUUACAAGAAGAAACUGGCGCAAAAAUGUCUAUCCUGGGAAAAGGUUCAAUGAGAGACAAAGCAAAGGAAGAAGAAUUAAGGAAGAGUGGAGAGGCAAAAUAUGCACACUUGAGUGAUGAACUCCACGUAUUAAUUGAAGUAUUUGCUCCACCGGGAGAAGCUUAUUCACGUAUGAGUCAUGCCCUGGAAGAGAUUAAAAAAUUUCUUGUUCCGGAUUACAAUGAUGAAAUUCGGCAUGAACAGUUAAGAGAGCUGUCCUAUUUAAAUGGUUCUGAAGAAUCCAAUCGUGGAAAAGUUACAAGAGGUAGAGGAAUAAGAUUGGUUGCAACCACAGUUGCCAGGAAUCGAGGAGGAGGCAUUCCUCAUCCUUUGCCUGGACGUGGCACAUUAGUGCCCAGAAGUUCCCCGGUAUCACGAGGAGCAUUGCCACUACCACCUGCAGCUUGUGGUGUUGCUGCAGCACGGGCAAGGGGAAUUCCAUCUGCACCUGGCUUUAGAGCUCCACCACCUGCCAUUGAGACAUAUGAGGAUUAUGGCUAUGAUGAUGGCUUUGGGGAGGAUUAUGAUGAGCAGAGUUUUGAGGAUUAUGAGAACAAUUACUCCACUCAACCACAGAGUGUUCCAAAAUAUUAUGACUAUGGACAUGGAACAAAUGAAGAAAACUUCAACAGUUAUGGGCAGGAAGAAUGGUCUUCAUCACGAUCCAGUUUAAAGGCACCACUACAAAGAACAACUAGAGGAGGUUACAGAGAACAUCCGUAUGGUAGAUACUGAAGGUCUUCAGCUUUUGUGCCCUCCUCUUAUAGACAAUUAAUUGCCUUAUGGCGCUGCAUAAAACAGCAACAUUAAAACAAGUAAUAGUCCAUUUUUAUCUUGGGGAUUACUGCUUGUGGUUUCCCUAUGUAAUUCUGUAUUUGCAAAAUCAUGUGGUGUAGCAUUGGCUUUAAUAUGUUUUUAAACAUGGACUGAAAAAAUGCAGGAUCAUUUUGUCUAAAACCAUGGAAAAUGUUAUGUUGGUUGUUGUUCAUUGUGGUGUAAUAACUUUCAAAAAGCAUGAAUGUGUGACAGCAUUGGUAAAGUGUAGAUGGAUCAUGCCAGGCCUCGAAUCUCAUUUAUGUAGGGAUGCUAAACUAUGGGAAUAUGAUUUUUGAACAUAACAUAACUAAAUUGUAGAGAGGAUGUUUUAAACUGGAUUUUUUAAUACAUGUAAGAAACAAAAUGUUCAGUAUUAAGUUUGUAAAUUCAGUUUAAAAUGCUGUUUUAAUGGAGCUGAUAACUAAUCAGCUACUGUAAUGUAUGUAGCUAACUGAAUCUGUCAGUGUUUUAAUCUGUAUUUGUUUAAAACAAUCACAUAAAGAUCAAUGUGUAAUCUUCUCUAAAU
Messenger RNA from Bufo bufo (common toad), 1791 nucleotides. RefSeq names its product KH RNA binding domain containing, signal transduction associated 2 (gene KHDRBS2). NCBI's taxonomy places the organism in Eukaryota, Metazoa, Chordata, Amphibia, Anura, Bufonidae. Gene Ontology annotation, biological process: regulation of alternative mRNA splicing, via spliceosome. Gene Ontology annotation, cellular component: nucleus. The record is from RefSeq and is a predicted model, not a curated record. The transcript has 9 exons. Gene Ontology annotation, molecular function: poly(A) binding; mRNA binding. The coding region runs from base 141 to 1184 and encodes 347 amino acids.